AUGGUUCUCAAGCUGAAACAGCCCUACUCUUCCGGUGCGGGCCCCGCAUUAGUGACGGACACACCAGCGAUCGUUCGAAGCGUCAUUAAUGACAUUCGCACCAACGGGGAUAUGGCCGUGAGGACCUACUCGGAGAAGUUCGACAGAUGGAGUCCCGAACGCUUCAAGUUAUCGCCGGAGGAGAUUCAGCAGAUAAUCUCGACUGUCCCCCAGCAGAUCAUUGAUGACAUCAAGCAAGUCCAGGAGAAUGUCCGGACUUUUGCUUUGGCGCAGAAAGCGUCGCUGAAAGACUUUGAGAUGGAAAUCCGGCCUGGAGUCCACCUGGGACAGAAACACAUCCCGAUCAACGCGGUUGGCGCCUACAUCCCGGGUGGUCGCUAUCCUCUUCUUGCCUCGAGCCAUAUGACGAUUCUCACAGCCAAGUGCGCCGGGGUGCCGCAUGUUACUGCCUGCACCCCUCCAAUUGCGGGCAAGAUCCCCGCCAACACCGUUGCUGCGAUGCACUUUGCCGGUGCGGAUGCUAUCUACAUCCUGGGGGGUGUGCAGGCCGUGGCAGCGAUGGCUGUAGGCACGGAGACCGUGCCGAAGGUGGACUUCAUCGCUGGACCGGGCAAUGCCUUUGUGGCCGAGGCGAAGCGGCAACUGUUUGGAGUGGAGAUUGGCAUUGAUCUUCCUGCUGGCCCCACCGAGGUUCUCAUCGUGGCCGAUGGGCAUGCCGACCCCUUCACCGUGGCGACCGAUCUCCUGUCGCAAGCCGAGCACGGUCCCGACUCCCCGGCAGUCCUCAUCACCACCUCCAAAAGCAUCGGCGAACAGACCAUCUCCGAGGUCGACCGACUGUUGAAGGUGCUCCCCACCGCCGAUAUCGCUGGGGUUUCCUGGGAGCGUCUGGGCGAGGUGAUUGUCGUGGACAACUUAGACGAAGCAUACAAAUUGGCCGAUGAGUACGCAUACGAGCAUGUCCAGAUCCUGACACAGAAGCCCCGGGAGGCGCUGGAGAAGAUGUCCAAUUAUGGCGCCCUGUUCCUGGGGGAGAAGACUUGUGUUUCCUACGGUGAUAAGUGCAUCGGAACCAACCAUGUCCUUCCCACUCGUGGUGCGGCCCGAUAUACCGGGGGCUUGUGGGUGGGCAAGUACCUGAAGACCGUGACCUACCAGGAGGUGACUUCCCCCCAAGAGAGUGGCGAGCUGGGCCGUCUCUGUGGCCGAGCUGCGCGGGCAGAAAACUUCGAGGGUCAUGCACGGUCUGGAGACGCUCGAGCCCAUCAGUACUUGGGCGAUCAUUUCGAGUGGAUUUAG
Molecule: messenger RNA, 1299 nt
Organism: Penicillium canariense
Lineage: Eukaryota; Fungi; Ascomycota; Eurotiomycetes; Eurotiales; Aspergillaceae
Product: histidinol dehydrogenase family protein
Exons: 2
Coding region: 1-1299 (432 amino acids)
Biological process (GO): L-histidine biosynthetic process
Cellular component (GO): cytoplasm
Molecular function (GO): NAD binding; metal ion binding; histidinol dehydrogenase activity
Source: RefSeq, a predicted model, not a curated record